AUGAGGGAAAUUCGAUUCAAUCUACUGCUCUUAUUUAUCGCGUUUUAUGUGCUCUUCUCACCUGCCUUCUCCGAUCUAGUUAUCUCUAAGCUCGAUCGACGCAUUGAUUUAUCAUCACAGAUAGUGCGCACCACUACAUCACUGAAGGUGGAAAAUAAUGGCAUUGACACUGUGUCAGACAUUCUGCUGCCCUUCCCUGAUCAUCAGGCAAAGAACUUGGCACAUCUGAGGGCGAUUAUUAGUGAAGGAAAAGGAAAAACAAAAGGUUCUUCUGGUAGCCUUCCUAUCAGACUUGUCAAUCCUGAAGGAAUGCCCCCAGCAUUGUCUUGGUAUGCUAUCUCUCUACCCAAGGAAUUGGGAAAAGGAGAAAGUAUCAGUUUGGAUGUCAAGGCAGUAUUUACUCACAUAUUGAGACCCUUCCCUGAAAAGAUAACUCAAGCUGACAUUCAGCUUCUCGCCUUCCAGGAUGGUGCAUAUUAUCUAUCUCCUUAUAUAGUCAAGGUUCAGACACUCACGGUUAAACUACCUGAGCCAAAAGUUGAAUCUUAUACUAAACUAGAGAAUACCAAGUUCUCUGGUUCAGAGAUUAAAUAUGGUCCCUACGAGAAUGUUCCUUCUUUCUCAUAUACUCCUAUUGUAGUCCACUUUGUGAACAAUAAGCCAUUUACUGUUGCUCAAGAGUUGGUCCGAGAAAUAGAAAUUUCCCAUUGGGGGAAUGUGCAGGUGACAGAAAAUUAUAACAUUUAUCAUGCAGGAGCACUAAUUACUGGAGAGUUCUCUAGGCUAGACUAUCAAGCUCGGCCCCAUGUUAGAGGUGCAUCAGCAUUCAAGAAUCUUGUUGCUAAAUUGCCACCAAGAGCUCAUUCGAUUUAUUAUAGGGAUGAAAUCGGAAAUAUUUCAACUUCUAAUUUAUGGGGAGAUUCAGCAAAGACAUUGCUGGAAAUAGAACCUCGGUAUCCAAUGUUUGGUGGAUGGAGAACUUCCUUUACCAUUGGAUAUGGUUUGCCACUUCAAGAUUUCUUGUUUCUGUCACAAGGAAAACGUUUUCUUAAUAUAUCCUUUGGUUGCCCAAUGGAGGAGGUGGUCAUUGAAAAUCUAAUUGUGAAGGUUGUUUUGCCAGAGGGGUCUAAGGAUAUUUCCGUUUCUGUUCCAUUUCCUGUCAACCAGUCAGAAGAGACAAAAAUUUCCCAUUUGGAUAUGGUUGGUCGACCAGUAAUUGUAUUGGAAAAGACAAACGCUGUGCCUGAGCAUAAUCAAUACUUUCAGGUCUAUUACAAGUUCAACAGCCUUUCUUUGCUUAUGGAGCCAUUGAUGUUGAUUUCUGGAUUUUUCUUUUUCUUUGUUGCAUGCAUAGUUUAUAUGCAUGCAGACUUGACAAUUUCAAAAUCCUCUGCUUCUUAUAUGGCUAAACUGCAGUGGGAUGAGGUACAAACUGCAAUCCAGCAGUUUCAAAAUAUCAUGAACCGCUGUAUGGCAGUCCAUGACAAAAUAGAAGCAUCAUUACGAGAUCUUUCGAGGACCGGUGAUGUGCAAGCUUGCAAAGCAGCUCGUAAAGCUGCUGACAGUUCGCUUAAGGAUCUGUCCAAAGAGUUGAAACCCUUGUUGUCAUUCUUGCAAUCUUCCCCCCAAGCUGUUCAGAUUUUAUCUAAGGUGGAGGAGCUGGUUGCCAAGGAGAAGGAACUGCAAGAGAAGCUAAUGUUGAAACACUCCACGGUCGUAGAUUGUUAUGAGAAGAAAUUGGGGGGACGAGAAACUGAGAAUCGUGUUGCUUCAGUGCAGCAGAAAAUUGCACUAUUGAGGCAGGAAGUUGAUGACCUUUUCGAAAUAAUUGAUGAGAUCUAA
Messenger RNA from Fraxinus pennsylvanica, 1842 nucleotides. The record is from the annotation of a GenBank genome assembly. NCBI's taxonomy places the organism in Eukaryota, Viridiplantae, Streptophyta, Magnoliopsida, Lamiales, Oleaceae.